Triticum turgidum subsp. durum (durum wheat) is the source of this 264-nucleotide messenger RNA. Lineage: Eukaryota; Viridiplantae; Streptophyta; Magnoliopsida; Poales; Poaceae. The record is from the annotation of a GenBank genome assembly.
AUGGCUUUACAAGUUGCUAGAUUACUUGCUUCAUUUAUGUAUGUUUUAGAAGCUGUAGCACAGGCAGCAAGGUACAUGAACACCUCUCCAUGUCCUGAUGAGCUUGUUACAAGAAGCUGCUCAAGAAUUGGUGUGAACUCAGUAAACAUAAAUCACAUCAUGAAGUCAGCAUCUGUGCGUCCAGCUACAGGGGUCGGGCAAACUUUCUCUUCCAAGAUGACCACCAGUGGCAAACCUUCAAUUGAACCACAGAUCAAAGCGUAA